Molecule: messenger RNA, 4639 nt
Organism: Chaetura pelagica (chimney swift)
Lineage: Eukaryota; Metazoa; Chordata; Aves; Apodiformes; Apodidae
Gene: HDAC9
Product: histone deacetylase 9
Exons: 25
Coding region: 36-3245 (1069 amino acids)
Biological process (GO): negative regulation of transcription by RNA polymerase II; chromatin organization
Cellular component (GO): histone deacetylase complex
Molecular function (GO): histone deacetylase activity
Source: RefSeq, a predicted model, not a curated record
UUUCUGGACGUGAAAAGCUCUUGGCUCAGCAAAGAAUGCACAGUAUGAUCAGCUCAGUGGAUGUAAAGUCAGAGGUUCCUGUGGGAUUAGAGCCUAUCUCACCAUUAGACUUGCGAACUGAUCUCAGGAUGAUGGUUCCCAUGGUGGACCCAAUUAUGCGUGAAAAGCAGCUACAGCAGGAACUCCUUCUGAUCCAGCAGCAGCAGCAAAUUCAGAAACAACUGCUGAUUGCAGAGUUUCAGAAGCAGCAUGAGAACCUGACCCGCCAGCAUCAGGCCCAGCUCCAGGAGCACAUAAAGGAACUCCUAGCCAUUAAACAGCAGCAAGAACUCCUUGAAAAAGAGCAGAAACUGGAGCAGCAGAGACAAGAGCAGGAACUGGAGAGGCAUCGCAGGGAACAGCAGCUUCCUCCCCUCCGAGGCAAAGAAAGAGGCCGAGAAAGGGCAGUGGCCAGUACAGAAGUGAAGCAGAAACUUCAGGAGUUCCUGUUGAGUAAAUCAGCAUCAAAAGACUCACCAGCAAAUGGGAAGAAUCAUUCCAUGAGCCGCCACCCCAAGCUCUGGUACACGGCUGCCCACCAUACCUCACUGGAUCAAAGCUCUCCACCCCUGAGCGGGGCCUCACCACCAUACAAAUACACUUUACCAGGAGCGCAGGAUGCCAAGGAUGAUUUUCCACUUCGUAAAACGGCUUCAGAGCCCAAUUUGAAGGUACGUUCAAGGUUAAAACAAAAGGUGACAGAAAGGAGAAGCAGUCCUUUACUCAGGAGGAAGGAUGGGAAUGUUGUCAGUUCAUUCAAGAAGCGACUCUUUGAGGUGACAGAAUCCUCAGUCAGCAGCAGCUCCCCUGGAUCAGGUCCCAGUUCCCCAAGCAAUGGACCGACCAGCAGUAUAACAGAAAAUGAAACUUCAGUUUUGCCAUCUAACAUUCAAGCUGAGCAUCUGGUUUCACAGCAACGACUUUUGAUACAAGAUGAAUCAGUGAACUUGUUGAGUCUGUACACAUCCCCUUCUCUGCCCAACAUUACCUUGGGACUUCCAGCAGUACAACCUCAGAUCACUGCUUCAUCAUCGUUCAAAGAAAAGCAGAAGGGGGAGACCCAGUCGCUCAGACAAGGAGUGGCCUUGGCUGGACAGUAUGGAGGAAACAUUCCUCCAUCCUCAACUCAUCCUCAUGUUGCUUUGGAGGGAAAGCCAAAUAGCAGCCACCAGGCUCUUUUGCAGCAUCUGUUAUUGAAAGAACAAAUGAGACAGCAAAAACUUCUUGUGACUGGAGCCGUUCCGCUUCAUCCACAGUCUCCUUUAGCAGCAAAGGAGAGGGUCUCACCUGGCAUAAGAGCUGCCCACAAACUGCCUCGUCACAGGCCACUGAAUCGAACCCAGUCAGCUCCUCUUCCUCAGAGUACUUUGGCCCAGCUGGUCAUCCAGCAGCAACAUCAACAGUUUUUGGAGAAGCAGAAACAGUACCAGCAGCAGAUCCACAUGAAUAAGAUGCUCUCUAAGUCCAUUGAGCAGCUCAAACAGCCUGGCGGUCACCUGGAGGAAGCUGAAGAAGAGCUUCACGGAGAUCAGUCGAUGCAGGAAGAGCGAGCGCCGGCCAGUGGUGCCAGCGUUAGGGCUGAGAGCAGCAGUGCUGGUGUGGAUGACAGAGUAGAUCAGCAGGUGGGGGCUGUGAAAGUCAAAGAGGAGCCACCGGACAGUGAUGAGGAUGUUCAAACCCAGCAAAUGGAAUCUGGGGAGCAAGCUGCUUUUAUGCAACAGGAGUUCCUGGCACAUCGGCGUGUCCACCAGUUGCAAAUCUACCAGGCUCAGAUGGCUACAGUUGGCAUGGCUGGAUUAGAUAAACAUCGGCCAGUGUCCAGGACCCCAUCUUCCCCUGCUGAUUCCACAUUACCUCACCCAGACAUGGACCAGCCCAGCCAGAAUGUCUACACGACUGGUGUCGUGUAUGACAGUCUGAUGCUGAAGCACCAGUGCAUGUGUGGCAACUAUGCUAAUCACCCUGAACAUGCUGGAAGGAUCCAAAGCAUCUGGUCAAGGCUGCAAGAAACAGGGUUGCUAAACAAGUGUGAGCGAAUUCGAGGUCGAAAAGCCAGUCUGGAGGAAAUACAGCUGGUUCACUCUGAACAUCAUUCACUGCUGUAUGGCACCAGCCCCCUGAACAGACAGAAGCUGGACCCCAGGAAACUCCUAGGAAACGUGUCUCAAAAACUCUUUUCCUUGUUGCCUUGUGGGGGACUUGGGGUGGACAGUGACACCGUUUGGAACGAGCUGCACUCCGCUGGGGCGGCGCGCAUGGCGGUGGGCUGUGUCAUCGAGCUGGCGGCCCGCGUGGCCUCCCGGGAGCUGAAGAAUGGUUUUGCUGUUGUAAGGCCCCCAGGCCAUCAUGCUGAAGAAUCAACAGCCAUGGGAUUCUGCUUUUUUAAUUCGAUUGCAAUUACUGCCAAGUACUUGAGAGACAAGCUAAAUAUAGGCAAGAUAUUGAUUGUGGAUCUGGAUGUUCACCAUGGCAACGGUACACAGCAGGCUUUUUAUGCUGACCCCAGUAUCCUGUAUGUUUCCCUCCAUCGCUAUGAUGAAGGCAACUUCUUCCCUGGCAGUGGAGCCCCAAAUGAGGUUGGAAGUGGCCUUGGUGAAGGAUAUAAUAUAAAUAUUGCUUGGACAGGUGGCUUGGAUCCUCCUAUGGGCGAUGUUGAGUAUCUCACAGCAUUCAGGACUGUGAUUAUGCCAGCUGCCAAUGAGUUUGAUCCAGAGAUUGUCCUGGUGUCAGCGGGAUUCGAUGCAGUGGAAGGCCAUGACCCUCCUCUGGGCGGGUACAAAGUGACAGCUAAAUGUUUUGGUCACCUCACCAAGCAACUGCUGAAGCUGGCGGAUGGCCGUGUGGUGCUGGCGCUGGAGGGAGGACAUGACCUUACUGCCAUCUGUGAUGCAUCUGAAGCCUGUAUAAACGCCCUUUUAGGAAAUGAGCUGGAGCCUCUCCCGGAAGAUAUUGUGCAUCAAAUCCCAAAUAUGAAUGCAAUAGCUUCUUUAAAAAAGACCACUGAAAUUCAAAGCAAGUACUGGAAGUCAGUGGAGCCAUACUCUGUGCCAGUGGAUUGUGCUCUGGCAGAGUCUCAGAAAAGAGAAAGGGAGGAGACAGAAACAGUGUCUGCGAUGGCCUCUCUUUCAGUGGAUGUGGAGCAGUGUGGGCCUCAGGAAGGUAGCAGAGCUGCUGGCGAGCCCAUGGAAGAAGAGCCAGCCUUGUGAAGUGCCAAGUCCUCCCUGAUAUUUCCUGUGGGUGACAUCAUUGUGUAUCCCCCCAAAGCACCCUCAGACAUGUCUUGUCUGCUGCUUGGGUGGCACAGAUCAGAUGGAACGUAAACACUGGGCACGAAACUCUGAAUAGCAGCUUCACUUGUUCUUUGGAUGGACUUGAAAGGGCCCUAAAGAUUCCUUAAAUGUAACCGCUACAAUUCUAGAGUUACACUAAAACGGGCUUGGGAGAAAGAGCCAGGAGCAUGCUUUUUAGAUGCUGUUUGACCCACUCACCAACAAAAAUUGUGAAAUAGAGUAUUGCAAAAUUCUACAGGAUAGAUUAUAGAUACAAGAGUUGCAACAGCCAGCAAAAUAAUCGGUAAACUCCAUGAAUCACUUUCUGACACUUUUUACUGAGUAAUUUUUUUUCAUACUGUGUUAAAUUGUUAAUAGAAUAUUUUUUUCUUUGCUCUGCAUAAUGAAAAAAAAUUAAUUAUUUUAUGUGGCAUUUUUUAACCCCAGUUAAAGAACCCCAGUUCUCAGCUGAAUAAGUGAAAGGUGUGUAAAUUACACUGAGGGAUUUUAGCUGAAGGGAAAACACUUCUUACUGUACUAUAAAUUCCCCUAAGUACUGUGCUUGGUGGUGCUUUAUUUUCUUUUCCCAUUUCCCGGCUAUUCCCCCCAUUUCGUCUGAUCUUUUCUAUCAUUAAAAACAUGUUCGUGACUCUCUAAAGCAAGCGAUCUUCUGCCUUUUAAAAAAGCGCUGUACCCUCCAUAGUUGACAGUAGUUCUCACCAGAUGUGCAGCAGAGAUCAAGUAGUCUCUGAAAAAUGGAUGGCUUUUCAAAUGUGCUUUUAGUUUUUUCUGAAAUGUUUCUGCGUCCGGACUCUGAGAGCAGCGAUCUUCAAUAACUGCGUGCAGCUCGUUUGAAGCUCAGGUGUUUCUGUGGCGGUUGUGCUGGGGGUGUUUUUUACAGGUCAUCAUGUGAAUACGAACUGAUUCUUUUAUGUAGUCCUGCACCAAGAGAACUGAUGUUGCUUAAGAAGCUUCAAAGGGUUUAGGCUUUGUUUUAGAUCCCCAAAGUGCAGCAAGAUCUCCCUGCAAUGUGACUUUAGCUGUUUAAUUCCAUGUUUGAGAACGUAACAUAGAGUUGUGCCUUUAGCUGAUAAUGAACGCUUAAACUGUUACACGUGUUGCCUUACCGUCAGAGAAAGAGAUAGGGCAUGGAUGUAAGACCACUUCAAAUGAACAAAACUCUGCUACAGCAACUUUUAUUUUUGCUUACAACUUUCUCACCUAAUGAACCCUGGGAGAUACCUUGAAGUAUUUGACUUGCAGUAUUUGAUAGCUUGCUCAGCUUUUAAAAGCAAGUGAUGUUCAUUUUUAUAUAUUUUCCAAACUCAAAA